GUUAUUUGAUGAUGCUGUAUCAAGUGUACUUAUGUACAUCAGUUGAAAGGUGUCAGGAUAUGAAUGGAGCAUUGGAAGGAAUUGUAGAGGAAGCAGUCAUGGCCUAUGCUAAGUGUUGGUUGCUGCUGCUGCCGCCCGUCGUCUAUAUCGUUUUUACGUACGCGUGGUGUACUCUAUUCAGAUAACCGAAAGAAGCUUACGGUGAUUGCACUGUAAAGGAAGAGAAGGCGAGGUGUUGUGCGUGCGGCAACAAGCCGACAUCAUUAUUGGCGUGUUGAUAGGCGUUUAAAUUAUCACAUCGAGAAGUACAUCACUAGUGAUGGCAACAGAAGCACAGAGACUAAUCAGCAUUUCGCUGACUAAAAUAGCGCAGUCUCGCGCUCAGCGUGGUGGUGUUAGCCUUCAUAAGAAUCUCUUGGUUGCCACGGUUCUACAGAAGGCCCGUUACAUCUUCAUGGAGGAAGCUUACCACAUGGUUCAGUCUCAGCAGGGAGGCGCCAGUGGUUACGUGGCUACAGCCACAACCCCACAGGAUCAUCAGCAGCGUGACGAAUACGAGCAGAACUACGAUGACGAGGGACUUGUGGCUUUAACACCAGAGGAAGCUGGUAUUGCAUCGUCACAACAGAUAACCCCAGACUCCGAAGAAGCGUCCUCCGGAGUUAACCAUCUGCAAGAAUUCCUUCAGCCGUCCGCAUCCUGUGUUCGGUGUGCAGAUAAUACGUCCUCCGUUCCGUCCUGUGAAGACGACAAAGAAAAUCAUACUCCACCCCCUUAUCAUCCAAAUCCCAGCUCUCCUCACAGUGAAUCCCCCACAUAUUUGGAUUUGGACAAGGCGCCCUCUCGUGGAGAUAGUAACGUCGUCUUACGUGACAGGUCGAACGCAACAAGUACGUGCUCGUCGACUAGGUGCCUCAAGAGACGUCGUGCCGUUGCGGAGUGGGAGACGGAAGAAGCUGUUUCGUCAAUUCUGCCGAAGCGAGCCAAGACUUCAGCAUCGUGUUGUGAAGGUGAUGACUCUGUGUUUUUGGACGACGCUGCUCUGCUUGCGGACUGUGUUGUGACAUGCGACGAUGAGGAUGAAGAGGACGAUGUUCAGGAUGAUGAGAAAGGCUCCACAACUAUGGAGAUCGAUCGUAUUACGAGUCUAGUGUCCAUAUUCAGUUUCGGUAAUCUUGCCGGAAAUGCGACAACGGACUUGUCUCCGGGGGCGGGAAUAGGAAAACUCACGCGUUCGGUAUCCACCCCCGAUCUGUGCUCGGCGCAAGCGAAGGAAGGUGUCGACGUUCUGCAACAGAGGCCGUUUCUUGCGAUGACAGUGUAAAGUUAAUAAUGCUAAUAUUGGUAGUCCACCGAUAUUUUUUCGCACGUGUACAGCCCAAAAGUGACUUUUAUGCAACCAGCAAUAUCCUUUAUGUUGACUUCCUUUCCGCCCCCCAAUGCUGUGUAACGUCCAUCCAUACCAGUUCUUUGAAGAAAGGGUCACCCACCCCACUCUCCGUACUUUUCCGUUGCGGCCAAAUUGACGCUACCCCGUCCCCCUGUCUUUGAAACUCGGGGUUGCUGAUGAAUAGAGUUCACUCCCCAUUUGGUUGCUUCGUCGUAACCGAACAGUGUUGCCACAACCUGAAGGCUGUAAGUGUAAACAAAUGAAACCAUCGAACUUCAUUAUGUGAUCUCCUUUCGAAUUCUAAAUGGAUAUGAACAAGGACGUUUGUAGUAAGCGGUGUGAUGUUAGACAAUGUGGCAAUGAAAGACGGUGUCCUGAGUAUAUUGUGUUUGAACAUUACCAACAUAGGCCUAGACAGCAUGAGACGUGUAUUUUUCUAAGUAUUGUGUUCAUUUUGUAUAUAAUUUGGUGUUAUAAAGCGAAUUAUAAACGGUAUUUUUUCGUUAUAUGCUUGUGGGAGGUGAUCUCAGAAGGGUCAAUAUGCGUGGUUUCUACAGCAUGUUUAGUGCUGAUGUGGCAGUGGUAUUUUAUAAGGAGUUUUACUUUAUCGUAUAUUAUGCACUUAGGUAGGAGAAGCCCCGAACUUUUCCAGUUAAAAAUUAUAUUCCAUCAGUUUAAGAUUGUCUGUCCCAGGUGACUGGUGAUGCAGUCGGUAGUUUGAAGACAGGCCAUUGGGAACCGGUUCCAGUCUCUCUCCCCCCUCUCUUUACCCCCUCCCCGUGUUCUGAUCUGAAAAGAAAUCCAGGCCAGGUGGCGGCCCUUCCUGAACCCUUCAGACAGUAGGAAUGGCAAGAGAACAGACAAGGGACCGAGGACAUUUUUUUUUUUUGGGGGGGGGGAGUUUUCCAAUUUUUUUGCAGAGUUGCCGAAGUUGCUUAAAAUUAUUUUUAUACCACUGUUACUUCGGCAAAGAUUUAAGGUGCUUUUAAUCACUACAGUUUGUGGGAACACUUACGUGAAGCAUAUGGAAAAUUGAAGGCUACAGAAGAGGUUUUUUGUUGUUGUUGCUGAACACAUUACACAUGAGAAUUUUUAUUUUGCUAUUGUAAAUAAAUACUUUGCGGCUUGUAUAGUGUUUGAAACACGGUGGUAAUGUAAAUUCGCUAUAAACAAUUUGUCAGCUCUGUUUUAGGAGUUUUGUAAAUAUAUACUACAUUGGUAAGAAUAUAAGAAAAAAUAAAAAAAAAUGUUUUUGUA
Molecule: messenger RNA, 2647 nt
Organism: Zootermopsis nevadensis
Lineage: Eukaryota; Metazoa; Arthropoda; Insecta; Blattodea; Termopsidae
Source: RefSeq, a predicted model, not a curated record